Blastocystis hominis is the source of this 1352-nucleotide messenger RNA. RefSeq lists its product as hypothetical. The record is from RefSeq and is a predicted model, not a curated record. Gene Ontology annotation, biological process: ribosomal large subunit export from nucleus. The transcript has 6 exons. Lineage: Eukaryota; Bigyra; Opalinata; Blastocystidae. Gene Ontology annotation, molecular function: ribosomal large subunit binding. Gene Ontology annotation, cellular component: nucleus; cytoplasm. Bases 48 to 1352 code for a protein of 434 amino acids.
CGCUGUGUUGCAUUUGCUCGACCCCAAUUCAGCCGAACAAAGCCAACAUGUGUAUCAACUGCAUUCGCUCGAAGGUUGAUAUCACUGAAGGCAUCCAGAGGCAGGUCGUUCUGUUUCAGUGCAGAGGAUGUGAACGAUAUUUGCGUCCUCCAUGGACGGCAGCUCCCCCCGAGUCGAAGGAGCUGCUCGCUUUAUGCUUGAAAAAGAUUAGAGGUCUGAAGCAAGUGAAGUUGGUUGAUGCAGAGUUCGUGUGGACAGAGCCCCACUCCCGCCGUAUCAAAGUGAACGUGACGAUCCAGAAAGAAGUAUUCAACGUGGUCCUUCAGCAGUCGUUCGUGGUGGCGUUCAUCAUCGAAGCCAAGACGUGCGAGGACUGCAUCAUGGACUCGAUCCAGCACUCGAACCGAGCGGUCGUGCAGCUGCGUCAGAAGGUGGAGCACAAGCGCACGUUCUUCUUCCUGGAGCAGCAAAUCAUCAAGGCGAACAUGCAUCGCCGCGCCGCUCUGAUCGAGUCGCAGCCCGACGGCCUGGACUUCAACUUCCCCGAGCGCAGCGACGCGCGCUCCUUCAUCCUCUGGCUGAAGAGCGUGGUUCCCGUGAACGUGGGCACGGCGCGGCAGCUGCUGAGCCAGGAUUUCUCCUCGAACGCCUAUCCGCGCGCUCCUCCCGCCCCAAUCCCUUGGCCAAUGAACCGUCCUCGGCGUCUCCUUCGACCCGCAGCGCGGGCAGCAAGACGCCGGCGACAAGCGGCGGUUCCCUCUCGAGGAAGUCACCGUCUGCCGCACCGACCAUCUCAGCCAGAACGUAGCGAUAUUCGCGGUGAACACCCCUUUCAGCGCCCUGCUGCGCGAGGGCGACACGGUUCUGGGCUACGAUCUCUCCAGCGCGGUGUUCAACGACGACGACAUCAAGCCGAUGGGGAACCGUCCGCUGCCGGACUGCGUUUUGGUGCGCAAAUGCUUCCCGAAUUUCCGCAAAGCGAACCAGAAGCGCAACUGGAAGCUGAAGAAGCUGGACAUGGAGGAGGGCGAGCCGGGAAGGAAGGCGAACCAGGCGAAGGAGGACGCGGAUUACGAACAAUUUAUGAUGGAUCUCGAAGAGGACGAAGACAUGCGGACUCGGGUCAAUAUUUAUCGGGACAAGGACGCGAAGGAGAUGGUGGUCGGAGGAGAAGUCGAGGCGGAUGCUCCGAUUAUUCCGCUGGAAGAGAUGCUGGAGGACUUGAAUUUGGAUGGAGACAUGGAAGGAGAUGGGAUGGAUAUGGAUAUGGAUGGCUCGAGCGAAGGAGAUCUCUAAUUGUCGUUUAUUUGAAUUUGAUCGUGUUUGCGUUUGUUUGUUUGGUAGUUAGUUAG